AUGGCGGGGGAGGAGAAUGGGCUGGUGACUAUCUACAUCUUAAAAUCUGAUUUUUUUUUAAUUUCUUGUAGGUUUUAUUGGGAUUUAAUAAUGCUUAUAAUGAUGGUUGGAAAUCUGGUCAUCAUACCAGUUGGAAUCACAUUCUUUACAGAACAGACAACAACACCAUGGAUUAUUUUCAAUGUGGCUUCAGAUACAGUUUUCCUUUUGGACUUGAUCAUGAAUUUCAGGACUGGGACUGUCAAUGAAGACAGUUCUGAAAUCAUCCUGGACCCUAAAGUGAUCAAGAUGAAUUACUUAAAAAGCUGGUUUGUGGUUGACUUCAUCUCAUCAAUCCCAGUGGAUUAUAUCUUUCUCAUUGUGGAAAAAGGAAUGGAUUCAGAAGUUUACAAGACAGCCAGGGCGCUCCGCAUUGUGAGGUUUACAAAAAUUCUCAGUCUCUUGCGUUUAUUACGACUUUCAAGGUUAAUUAGAUACAUACAUCAGUGGGAAGAGAUUUUCCACAUGACAUAUGACCUGGCCAGCGCCGUGGUGAGAAUUUUCAACCUCAUCGGCAUGAUGCUGCUGCUGUGUCACUGGGACGGCUGUCUCCAGUUCCUGGUACCACUGCUGCAGGACUUCCCACCGGAUUGCUGGGUGUCUCUCAACAACAUGGUUAAUGAUUCGUGGGGAAAGCAGUAUUCGUAUGCACUCUUCAAAGCGAUGAGCCACAUGCUGUGCAUUGGGUAUGGAGCCCAGGCCCCGGUGAGCAUGUCUGAUCUCUGGAUCACCAUGCUGAGCAUGAUAGUGGGGGCCACCUGCUACGCCAUGUUCGUCGGCCAUGCCACCGCUCUAAUCCAGUCUCUGGAUUCCUCAAGGCGGCAAUAUCAAGAGAAGUAUAAGCAAGUGGAGCAAUACAUGUCAUUCCAUAAGUUACCAGCUGAUAUGCGUCAGAAGAUACAUGAUUAUUAUGAGCACAGAUACCAAGGCAAAAUCUUUGAUGAGGAAAAUAUUCUCAGUGAACUCAAUGAUCCUCUGAGAGAGGAGAUAGUCAACUUCAACUGUCGGAAACUAGUGGCUACAAUGCCUCUUUUUGCUAAUGCGGAUCCUAAUUUUGUGACUGCCAUGCUGAGCAAGUUGAGAUUUGAGGUGUUUCAACCUGGAGAUUAUAUCAUACGAGAAGGAGCGGUGGGUAAAAAAAUGUAUUUCAUUCAACAUGGUGUUGCUGGUGUCAUCACAAAAUCCAGUAAAGAAAUGAAGCUGACAGAUGGCUCUUACUUUGGAGAGAUUUGCCUGCUGACCAAGGGACGCCGCACUGCCAGUGUCCGAGCCGACACAUAUUGUCGUCUGUAUUCGCUUUCUGUGGACAAUUUCAAUGAGGUCCUGGAGGAAUAUCCAAUGAUGAGAAGAGCCUUUGAGACGGUUGCCAUUGACCGACUAGAUCGGAUAGGAAAGAAAAAUUCAAUUCUUCUGCAAAAGUUCCAGAAGGAUCUGAACACUGGUGUUUUCAACAACCAGGAGAACGAGAUCCUGAAGCAGAUUGUGAAACACGACCGGGAGAUGGUGCAGGCGAUCGCUCCCCUCAGUUAUCCCCAGAUGACGGCCCUGAACUCCACAUCUUCGACGGCCACUCCGACGUCCCGCGUGAGGACACAGUCUCCGCCGGUGUACACCGCCCCCAGCCUGUCGCACAGCAACCUGCACUCCCCCAGCCCCAGCACGCAGACCCCGCAGCCCUCGGCCAUCCUCUCGCCCUGCUCCUACACCACUGCGGUCUGCAGCCCGCCCGUCCAGAGCCCGCUGGCCUCUCGAACUUUCCACUACGCCUCCCCCACGGCUUCCCAGCUGUCACUCAUUCAGCAGCAGCCCGUCCAGCAGUCCCAGCCGCCGCCGCCCCAGCCGCCGCCCCACCAGCCGCAGGCAUCCGGCAGCUCGACGCCGAAAAACGAAGUGCACAAGAGCACGCAGGCGCUUCACAACCCCAGCCUGACCCGCGAAGUCCGGCCCCUCUCGGCCUCGCAGCCCUCGCUGCCCCAUGAGCUUUCCACCAUGAUUUCCAGACCGCAUCCCACUGUGGGCGAGUCCCUGGCCUCCAUCCCUCAGCCCGUGACUGCGGUGCAGGCAGCCGGCCGGGGCACUGUCCCCCAGAGAGUCACCCUGUUCCGACAGAUGUCGUCGGGAGCCAUCCCCCCCAACCGAGGAGUCCCCCCGGCACCCCCUCCACCAGCAGCGGCUCAUCAGAGAGAGUCAUCGUCAGUCUUAAGUACAGACCCAGAGGCAGAAAAGCCACGAUUUGCUUCAAAUUUAUGAUCCCUGCUGAUUGUCAAAGCAGAAAGAAAUACUCUAAUAAACUGAGAAUAUGCUCAGACCUUAUUUUAUUCUAUCUCCUGAUAGAUCCCUAUAGCCUACUAUGAAGAGAUAUUUUAGACAGCUCUGGCCUACAUGCAAAAUGUAAAAUAUAUAUAUAUAUAUAUACAUAUACGAUUAAAUCUACACCUAAAAGUCUCAAGAGAAGUUCAAAAGACUUGUUUAGCAUUCAGUGUUAUAUGUCUUCCUUUCUUUAAAUCAUUAAAGGAUUUAAAAUGUUGUUGUAAGAUUAUUUAUUUUUAACCUACUUUUACUUAAUUCCUUUGAUAUAUGUAUUUCUCUAUUUUAUGAAGAGUUCUUGAAUUCAAUGGAAACAAACCUCUGGUUUUAAAAAGGCAACUCAAGUGAGCUACUGAAUAGCACCAAUGAAAACUUCUCUCAUUAGCUGUCUCUCUGCAUCUAAAUUGUUAGUUAUUAAUUAUGGAGGAUUCAAGAGCAAAUCCCAUUUUAUAGCUCUAAAUUGUUUUUUGGUGCUUUCAAUUUUGAAUUAGGUUAAAGAUCACACCUUAUGCUUGGCCGUGGUAGGGGACUAGCAUUGCCACCGCUAUGACUUUCUCUAACCUCAAACACGUCCACGAUCUUUUAGAGAGCUGAGGGGAUAUUUCUCUUCACGUGUUAUCGGACUUUUACCAAGACUCAAUCAAUGUUAGUUGUAAAUAACUUUUCCAACCCAGAUAAAAAUACCUAUUCUGUGCUGUAUGAAGGUAAAAGUCAUCAUUGAAGAAUUUAGUUUUAUUGCUUCACUUCGAAACUUAGAUUUUAAAUUUUACAAAACCUAAUUGUGACACUUACUCAACUGUAAUGCAAUGGCUUGAAACCUACAAUAUUAUUUUAACCUGCAAUGUUUUAUGCAAAACUGUAUGCUCGAUUCUACAAAUUGCUUGUAUUACACCGAACAUCAUUCCUUUUCUUCCUUCUUGCCAUAAUCAAGCAUCCGAAAAUAGGCCCUGCAUGCUUUUUGGGGAAAAAAAAAAAGGUUCAAAGCAUGUAGGGAAAAGGCUUACAGUAUUUCUCGUUCUUAGACAAGUAUAACCAUUCAUUAAUUGCCUAUCUUGAAAUUCCUAUAAGGCUGACUUGGAUCUCUGACUUAAGUCUAGAAGUGAGGUUUUCACUUUCGUUUAAUGUUAUUAUUAUUAUUAUCAUUAUUAGUAGUAUUAUUAUUUCAAAAAUGAUUUGUAAACCAUAGCUUGAUUUGGAGUCACCAGUGUGUUCUGUGUCUUCACUGUAGUUGGUAGUUUACAGUGGUGUUAAUUUAAAAAAUAAAUACACUAUAGCAUCAUGUCUGCUUGGGAAUACACACUUUGCGCUAUGUGUAUUGUAACUAAAUAGCUAGUAACUCUGAAGGCAUGUGGUGACUAACAUAGCCCUUAGAUAGGAGGUUUGGUGUUUUAAAAGUGCUGCAAAAAGUACAGACAUGGUGCCAGCAAGCAGGGGUCAAACCGAAUGUCUGUGAGCAUUGUUUGUUUGUUUGUCUGUUUCCUUAGCUCUUUCCACGAUCUCUGAGCAUCUGCUUCUUCUCAAAGAAGUCCCUUAGAGAUCAGUUGUGCCUAAUGCAUCCCACGAAUAUGGUGGAUGACUGGAACACAGGUGGAAGGUUCCUAAUAACUGACUUCUGUACACAACCCAAGUUAAGACAAUGACCUAAAGGAAGGUCUUCCUUAUCUCUGACAUUGGCGAUCCAUUUAAGAAGAACUUGACAAAGAUCACGCAUGAAAUGGGGCAGGGCCUCCAGACAGACUUGAGGACAGAAAACAAAAACAAAAGCAAAAACUCUAAAUUGGAUCCUUGCUGCCUGUUACGCCUUUUAUGGAGCUGAUACCUAUAAUACCAAAAUGAGUUGUUAUGUUUAAUUUCUAACAGCCCAGCUUGUGUGAAAGGAAUCAAUGUGAUGUUAUCAUGAACACGCUGGUGACCUAUGCUGGUGCUUCAGGAAUGGUGUAAGAAAGGGAUUGUUCGGUCUACCUAGAACCUAUGGGGAAGCUGCAAGACCAUUUACAUAUCAGUACAAAACUCCUUUAUUUUAUUAAAAUACUGAGAAUGAACUUCAAUUUAUGAGCAUCAUAUAUUGGCCCUUUAAAUUAUUAAAGGUUUACAUUUGAUAGGACUAAUGGGUUUGGUAGUGAAAUAUUUUUAUAUACAUAUAUAAAUUUUUGGUUUUUUAUUUUGAGCACUAUUGAGAAACAUAAGCAAAAUUGAACUGCAUGGUCUUUCAGUGCAACCAUAAAAUUUUUAUUCACUUUGUAACAGAAUGGACAAAAAAAAAAACCCUAAGGUUUAUAUGUUAAAAAUAAAGUGGUACAGGGUAAAUUAUAUACAUAUAUAUGUAUGAAUAUAUAUACUUAGGUUAAGAAAAAUUGACUCACAUUCCUGUAAUAUAAAAGUCCACUGCUAGUUGAAAAGUGACCUCUUUUCUCUGUACAUAGUUAAGCCCAUAAGUAUGGAGUUUUAAACUGUACAGAAAGAAAUGUAUUAUUGAAAAGACUGGUCUUCCUGCUGCUGGGAAAAUAGUAGAAAAGCUAAUUCUUACAAAAACUGUAUGAUCAGGGAUGAGUUAGAGUAUUUCUUUUGUCUUUGCUCAAAGCCAUACAUAUAUAAAUAUAUAUAAAGAUUAUUAAUAAAUUCAACAGAAAAUAAACUAAAA
Vicugna pacos (alpaca) is the source of this 4987-nucleotide messenger RNA. Lineage: Eukaryota; Metazoa; Chordata; Mammalia; Artiodactyla; Camelidae. The record is from RefSeq and is a predicted model, not a curated record.